CCGGCGGUGUUGACAAUCAUGGGACUCGAUGAGAACAGCAAGUGCACAUCACACUGGGAGAGUCUGUUGUUCCCAAUGACACAACGCCAGUAGAACAACAAGUGAAUGCCUGUAGAUGUAGAACAACAUGCAAGUAAAUGCAUGUAGAACAACAAGUGAAUAUGUCUGUAUAAGAACAAGUGAACGCCUGUAGAACAACAAGUGAAUGACUGUUGAACAACAAAUGAAUGCCUGUAGAACAACAAGUAAACACCCAUGGAACAACAAGUGAGCGCCUGUAGAACAACAAGUAAACACUCAUGGAACAACAAGUGAGAGCCUGUAGAGCAACAAAUGAACACCCAUAGAACAACAAGUGCACGUCUGUGGAACAGCAAGUGAACGUCGCACGAUCAACGGCAGGACGCGCGCGAUGCAGCCCACGGCAGAAAUAAAGCGCCUCCUGGCAGAGGAUUCCGACGACGCGGACGAAGACGUACACUUCUCUGCGGGCGUGGAGCCGCUGACGACGACGCGGGACUUUGACUCGGUGCUGGAGGCGGUGGGCAGCCUCGGACGCUGGCACGUGCGGCCCGUCAUCGUGACGUGCGUCUUCGGCAUCGCGCUGUCGCUGCAGAACGUCGCGACGACGUUCAUCGCGGCCACGCCCGACCACUGGUGCAGCGCGCCCGCGCUCGCGCACCUCGACGCGGACGAGUGCAAGAACGCGAGCAUCCCGAGAGAGAUGCGCGACGGGGAGGUGGCGUUCGCACGAUGCUCGAUGUACCGCGGAGCGCUCAAUGACAGCGACGACCGGACGGUCGUGCCGUGCCAGCACGGGUGGAGCUACGACAUGCCGGCGGGUGCCAGCACCGUCGUCACCGACUGGGACCUCGUUUGUAGGUGGGAGUGGCUGGCAGCUGGCGUACAGAGCUUCUACAUGUUUGGGUUUCUUGUGGGAUGCAUCAUACCAAGUGCAUUAUCUGACAGGAAGGGCAGGAGGACUACGAUGAUGAUAUGCAUAGCAGUGUUCUGUCUCAGCUCAAUCCUCGCUGCCUUCGCGCAAUCCUAUAAAGUCUUCUGCUUCUUCCGCUUCCUCAUCGGGGUGUCCGGAGGGGGCGCCAUGAACUGUACAUACGUCUAUGCAUUAGAGAAUGUUGGAGCUCCGUACAGAAACCGUGUCAGCAACACAAUGCAUCUCAUCGGAAUAUUCGGACUCCUGCUGCUGCCUGUCUUCUCCUGGCUGUUCCCCAGGUGGCAGCACAUGCAGCUUGCCAUCUCCAUCUGGGUGGUGAUAUGCAUGAGCUUUUAUUUCCUGAUCCCGGAGUCGCCGCGCUGGCUGUACGCGGAGGGACGGCGGGAGGAGUGCGAGCAAGCCCUGCGUCGCAUCGCUCGCAGCAACGGCACCACCUACCCCGAGCAUGUACAGCUGAAGCUUGACAGAAAGAAGCAUCUGGUGAAGUCUCCUGAUGGCAAGGUGAGAGAGCCCAGCAUCCUAGACACAGUGCGUACACCGAAUAUGAGGCGAAAAUCACUCAACCUGAUGUUUCAGUGGUUCACGGUCUCGCUCGUCUACUACGGCCUCACGCUCGGCUCGACCGGCUGGACGAAGAAUCCCUACGUGGGCUUCACGGUGAACGUGCUCGCCGAGUUCCCGUCGGUGCUGCUCUGCGCCGCGCUGCUCAAGUAUUGCGGCCGCCGCCUCGCUCUCGCCUCCACCAUGCUGCUGGCCGGCGGAUUCUGCCUACUCACCGCCGUGCCGUGGCUGCCGCUGAAUGAGUGGAUCUUGCCCCUGCUGGCGUCGCUGGGUAAGAUGUUCGUCGCGGCGACGUUUGCCACCGUCUACAUCUACAGCAGUGAGCUGUACCCGACAGUGCUGCGCAACGUGGGCCUCGGAAGCAACUCUGUACUCGCACGCAUCGGCGCCAUGGCUGCUCCCUACAUCAAUCUGCUGGGGGAGCAUGAGAAGCGGCUGCCAUUGGUUCUGUUCAGCGCGCUCGCCGUGGCGGCGUCCGUCGUCGCGAUGCUGCUGCCGGAGACUCGGGAUCAGUUGCUACCGGAGACACUGGAAGAUGCGGAGCUGUUUGGCCGAGACCAGCAGCUGUGUCAGCUUUAUCCCCCGCCACCCACCCAGUAUUCACGUCAUCCUGGUAGGGCAGGAAAACACGAGAAAUAGAUCCAAGAUUCCAGGAACUCCUGAUAUGAGAGGAAAAUACGAAAAAUAGAUCCGAACAUAUAUAAACUCGUGAAAGGAAGAGAAAUCACAAGAAAUAGAGACCAGCAUACAUGAACUCCUGCUAGGAUGAGAAUACAGGAGAAAGAAGUCCCAGUGUCCAAAAUAAUUACUCUGUUUUAUGAUCACGUAUUUAUUUUUAGCUCACCUUGACAUCGGCAAGCUGAGCUAUUGCCAUAUGGGUCGUCGUACGUCCGUCCGUCCG
Molecule: messenger RNA, 2417 nt
Organism: Priapulus caudatus
Lineage: Eukaryota; Metazoa; Priapulida; Priapulimorpha; Priapulimorphida; Priapulidae
Product: organic cation transporter protein-like
Exons: 10
Coding region: 413-2155 (580 amino acids)
Biological process (GO): transmembrane transport
Cellular component (GO): membrane
Molecular function (GO): transmembrane transporter activity
Source: RefSeq, a predicted model, not a curated record